GCGGAGACGACGGCCAACAGGAAUCUGGACGUCGAAGAGAUGCGACAACAGAAACAACUCCUCAUUCGAGGCUCAGAGAUCACGACUCUAUCGACGAAAUGGCAAAUGAGUUGAUGUCUAAA
Oppiella nova is the source of this 122-nucleotide messenger RNA. Lineage: Eukaryota; Metazoa; Arthropoda; Arachnida; Sarcoptiformes; Oppiidae. The record is from the annotation of a GenBank genome assembly.